AUGUCCACCAACGAAGACUUUCCCAAGCCCAAAUUCAUCGAGGGCGGCUGCCUCUGCGGCGGGCUGAGAUAUCGCGUCGAUUUUGAUGUCGACAAGCACGACUUUCUCAAGCGCUCCGGCUCCUGCCAGUGCACCCAGUGCCGCCGCCAGACGGGCAGCUUCUUCAUGCCCUGGCACGGCGUCGGCCCGGCCUCGACCGGCAGCACCUUCCGCUUCGUCGGCGACAGAACCGACGACCUCCUCCGGCACUACAAGGCCUCGGCGACGGGCAAGCGCGGCUUCUGCGCCGGCUGCGGCAGCCAGAUCUACUGGACGCAGGAGGGCCGGUCCGGCGGCGACUACUACUCGAUCAACCUGGGCACCGUCGACCCGCUGUACCUGUGGGGGGAGGGCGCCGGCGAGGGCAACGACGUGCCCGAGGGAGGGUACAGCAAGGCGCUGGCGGCGGGCGGGAAGAACGAGUGGUGCGGGAACGAGAUCAAGGGCGUGACGGAUGAUAUGCCGUGGCUGCUCAAGGGGAAGCGGUUCCGCGGAGAUGAGAACGAUGCCUGA
This is a messenger RNA of Thyridium curvatum, 552 nucleotides long. RefSeq lists its product as uncharacterized. Lineage: Eukaryota; Fungi; Ascomycota; Sordariomycetes; Thyridiales; Thyridiaceae. The record is from RefSeq and is a predicted model, not a curated record. Gene Ontology annotation, molecular function: carbon-sulfur lyase activity. The transcript is spliced from 2 exons. The coding region runs from base 1 to 552 and encodes 183 amino acids.